AUGGUUCAAUUAGCCAAAAUUCUGGCCAUUGCAGCCGCCUGCCUCGUCGCCCCCGUUGUCGCUCACCCCGGCGAGAAGCACGACCCGCAUGUCCUGAAGCGCGAGCUCCAUCUUCGCGAUGCCAUGGCUGCCGCUGGCAAGCGAUCGCUGGGUGGUUGCCAGAGUACCCUGCACGCGCGUGAGCUGGCCAAGCGCAACGUUGCCCGUCGUUCGCACACCGUUCAAAAGUUGCGCCAAAAGCGCGGCAUCACCUCUACACCCCAGAAGUAUCGCCGCAACCUAGCCGCCCUGGAGAAGUGGGAAGCAAUCGACCACAAUCGAACCGACGCUUACCAGCACGGCCUGAUCAACCAGGAAUCCAUCUUCGGCGCCAACACCUCGUGCAUUCUGACACCCACCGUCACCGACGGCCCCUACUACGUCUGGGGCGAAAUCGUCCGCGAAAACGUGAAGGAGGAAGAGUACUCUGACGGCAUCGACGUCCACCUGGAAGUGCAGUACAUCGACAUCAACACUUGUCGCCCGGUCCCCGGUGCUCUGGUCGAUAUCUGGCAAGCCAAUGCCACAGGUGUGUACAGCGGUAUCUCGACCAGCGGUAACUAUGCCGCCGAUGGCUACAACAGCACCUACCUGCGCGGUAUCCAGCAGACCAACCAAGAGGGUGUGGUCAACUUCGACAGCAUCUUCCCGGGACACUAUGACGGCCGCGCCACGCACACCCACCUGCUCACCCAUCUGAAUGCGACCAUGUUCCCCAAUAAGACUCUGGAGGUGGGAACCGGUAGCGUCGCUCACAUCGGCCAACUGUUCUGGAACGAGGUCCUCCGCACUGCUGUCGAGGAGACAUACCCGUAUACCAGCAACGAGCAAGCCGUCACCACCAAUGCCGAGGACAUGUGGAGUGUCCUUCAGGCGGAUGCUUCCUACGACCCUUUCCCCGAAUACAUGUACCUGGGCGAUAACCUCGACGAUGGUCUUUUCGCGUGGAUCCAGAUUGGUAUCAACUCGACUGCCGAUUACACCGAUAACUCGUACUACAGCAUUGCGGCCUACUACGAUGCUAAUGGCGGUCACGAGAAUGAGGACAGCGGGUUUGUGGGUGGUGGUGGUGGUAGCGGUGGUGGUAGUGCUCCCAGUGGAUCGAUGUCUGGCAUGCCAUCAUCAUCUGCCACUGCGUCUGCUUCCUCAUAA
Molecule: messenger RNA, 1191 nt
Organism: Penicillium waksmanii
Lineage: Eukaryota; Fungi; Ascomycota; Eurotiomycetes; Eurotiales; Aspergillaceae
Product: intradiol ring-cleavage dioxygenase
Exons: 2
Coding region: 1-1191 (396 amino acids)
Molecular function (GO): oxidoreductase activity, acting on single donors with incorporation of molecular oxygen, incorporation of two atoms of oxygen; ferric iron binding
Source: RefSeq, a predicted model, not a curated record